AUGCAAACACCAUUCGAGAAGCGAGUCACCGAAACUUACGACCGAGCUCUUCGACGUGGUGAACUGUUAUUCAUAGAGAGUACGGUGUCCAAGUUUGUGGAGAAAGGGAUAGAGUUUGAAAUACGGAUUUCCCCAAGUUUAGCCAAGAAACCUGCUGGGGAUUUGGAUAAGGUGACGGAUGAGUCCACCCAGAAACCCAAGGUCAAUCCAUUUCUACCUUAUAAUCAAGAAUUACUUGUGCAAGAGCAUGGAAAACAUGUUAUUCUCCUGAAUAAAUUUUGUGUGGUUCCUUACCAUCUGUUGGUGGUUACCAAAGAGUAUGAGAAACAAACGGAUCGUCUCAACUCCUCUGACCUGGAAUCCGCGUGGUAUUGCAUAAUGCAAAUCAAAAGUCACACAUCCCUGGCAUUCUACAAUUGUGGCGAGCUUUCGGGUGCAAGGUAUUUUAUUCGAUAUCACCGUCGUCAGCACCUUCAAGUCAUUCCAAUACCCGACGAUGUCCUUCCGCUAAGGGAAAUCUUUGAAUUUUCCGAAUUUCCAUUUGUUCACUACGUGACACUUCUUGAUCCACAAAAAUCGGGGCGUAAAAGUGAUGUGGUUGGCGAACACCUGAAUGAACUAUACCAUUACUUACUCGACACCUUAAUCGGUGACCUUCAAGAUCAAUCGUAUUCGACCGACACCAAUCCUCCGUCCUACAAUUUUGUGGUCACUCACACGUGGAUGAUGAUUGUACCAAGGAGUAAUGAAAAAUAUGAGAAUUUGUCGGUGAACUCGUUGGGAUUUGUCGGAAUGUUGCUCUUGAGAAGCGAAGAGGAACUAAAGUUUGUGAAGGAGGUCGGAAUCCUGAAAAUUUUAGAAGGUGUUACGAUACCGAAAAGGCCGAAUACGAACAGCGUGGCUGAUUCCAUCGAUGAGGCGUAA
This is a messenger RNA of Acaulospora colombiana, 924 nucleotides long. Lineage: Eukaryota; Fungi; Glomeromycota; Glomeromycetes; Diversisporales; Acaulosporaceae. The record is from the annotation of a GenBank genome assembly.